AUGGGAAUUGAUCAUUUUGGUUAUUUAUUAAAGAGAGGGAUGAGUAAUUACGCAAUUAGUGAUGCAGAGGCCGACAAGCUUAUUGCAGCUCUCGAAGGUCCAAAUGGAGCUUCAUACGACCACGGAACCGACUUGGAGUUUGCUGCACACUGCAGAGAGGCACAAGAAUUCGUUAAUGGAUCUCGUUUCAAUUUGGUCAACAAUCCACAAGGUGGAUUCCCAAACACUCCAUUCCACACCAACAGUCGUAUCAUUCACAAUCCUUCUUUCUUUGUCGAUGAGGGUAUAGUUAGACCAGGUUAUUUCCUCAACAUGAACAACCCAAAUGCAUGCGAUUCAGAGAGUAUUGAAAGUGUUAAAGAUGAGUUUAUACAAUUCAUAAAACCAAUCAUUGGUGACUACAUAUGGCAAUUAGAUCCAUUCUUUUUAAAUAUAGAUAGAAAUAAAAAGAAUCAUUUAUAUGGAAAGACAAGAGUAAAUGAUUCGAUUGAAGAUGAAUGGUUCAUUGUUUAUCUAUUGGUAAAGCUAUCAGAGAGGUAUAGGGAGAUGUCACUUACGGUAAGAGAUAACGAUGGUGAAUUUCUCUUGAUAGAGGCUGCUGCCGUACUUCAGAAAUGGAUGAAGCCUGCAACCACUCAUAACCGUGUGUUUAUAAGAGCUGGACAGAUCACUGUUUUACCGAUGGCAUCGUCACCAGCCGAGUUGGAUAUACUGCCCUACAAAAUAGAUGUCGAUAGUGCAUUGGCAUUGAUGAAGAGUAGCAACAGCAACAACAUCAACAACAUCAACAACAGUCAAUAUGCUAAGCCUUCCACACCCAUUACCAACGCUAUCAAUCAACGGCUAUCACGUUUCGCAAAUGGAAAGUACCAAAAAGAUCAACACCAAAUCUCAGCGGUGAGUGUACCGCGUGAAGUUGCAUAUCUUUUAUAUUGUUAUCCUCAGGUGAUAUCGGAUUUGGUUAGAGUAUUCUGUGACCGUGAUCCAGAGGAUAUGGCAUCGUUGGUGGCGAUGAAACGAUUCCCAUACGAUGCCGACAGUCAUGUGGAUUGUAAGAUUCGAUUCACCAGGUGUUUGUAUGCACAGAUAAAACAACAGAGAUUUAACCAACCACGACAAUUCAAAGCGUUGCCAAAGCCGUCUGCACCCAACUACUCAAUGGCGGCACUCGGUGUGAAGUUGCACUGUGCAAUGGAGAUACUCUACAGCCGCAAAACAGACCAUACUACAACCCUGGCAUGGCAAAAUCAUCUUAAUCAUUUGAAGAGAAGCAAUUACUUUGGUGAGGAAAUCAAAGGAUCGAAAUUGUAUAAAGAGAAAUUAGAGAAAGCAAAGAAGGAUUGGCAGGAGAAACAGAGAAGGAAUGAUAAUGAUAUCAGCGGACAAAAUAUGCGUAGUAAGAUAGCGAUUUUAAUAGACCAGUGUCUGGGUGAUCCUAAUCUAUCAAGAGAAUCAAUGAUGAAUUUCAUUCAGCAAAGUUCCAAUGGAAUGAAAGAAACCAGUGAUAAGUGGAUGGAUAAGAUUCCUACGAGAUAUGAAGAUUUGUUGUCAGAGUUGGAGAAUAAAGAUAAAGACAGUGCGAACAUGGAUAUCAAUAACAUAACCAAAUCCUUCCAAAAGAUGUUGAAUACAACCUCCUCAUUUGAAGGAAUAGAUUUUUCAAGUGGAUUAGGUAGUGGUAGUAGUGGUAACAAAAAUAAUGGUGGUUUCGAUCCAGAGAAAUUCCUAUCGAUUCUAAAAGGUGUUGCUGGAAUUGGAAAUGAAGAUCAUGGAAUGGAUCUAGGUGGUGACGGAUUUGAAGAUGAAGAUGAUGAUUUAUAUAAAAAUAUUGCAGAUUAUGAUUUUGGAGAAGAUGACGACGAUUACGAUAAUGAAGAAGCUGAAGAUAGUGAUGAUGAAGACAGAUAUUCGGAUAGUGAACAAGAUUCUCCACUGGAAUUUGAUUAUGAAAAUAUUCAUAUGUCAAACCUGAAGGAAAAUGGCAGUGGAGUCAACUCUAAGCAAUCGAUCGGCAAAUAUAUGAAGCAAAUGGAUUUCGAAUUGUCGAAAACAACUGUUGGUCAAUCAUUUGAGAAGGUACAGAUGAAAGGUGACGACCUUAUCAGCAAAGAACAACUCGAGCAAGAGAAUAUCAAUAGACCUGUAGAUUUGAAUUUCAAUCUCGUAAAGAAUAUCAUUGGCUCACUUUCUUCACAACAAGGUUUGGCUGGUCCUGCUUCAACGUUAUUAAAAGAAUUUAUUGAAAAUAAAAAAUAA
Messenger RNA from Heterostelium album PN500, 2256 nucleotides. RefSeq names its product SGT1 protein (gene ecd). The record is from RefSeq and is a predicted model, not a curated record. Lineage: Eukaryota; Evosea; Eumycetozoa; Acytosteliales; Acytosteliaceae. The transcript has 5 exons. The coding region runs from base 1 to 2256 and encodes 751 amino acids. Gene Ontology annotation, cellular component: nucleus.